UGAUGAAUGCCUCUGAUGGUGAUCAUGUCAAAGCUUAGAAGAUUGACGUUGGUUGAGAAGAUAUCGGCUAUUAGAUCAGGACAAUUGUCACCUUCAGCCAAGUCAAAACCAUCGACUAUGUCUGUUGGAGAGACAAGAAAUUUGGCCCAAACCACACGCAUAAAUCGAGAGCAAACAGAAGUUGAACCUCUUAAGCUAGUGGCAGAACCUGAAAGUACAACAACACUUCCUGCAUCAGAGUCAAAAGAGAUGGGCCACAAGGAUCGAAACGACGAUGAUGAUAAUGAUGACAAGAAGAAGGAGGAAGAGAGCGACAAUGAAGGAUUCUUUGGCUCGGUUGGAGACUUUUUCGGAAUGGGUACUGAUUCUGAAGACGAAAAGGAUGAGAAGGAGGAAAAAGGACACGAGGAUAAAGACAACGGGGGAAGGGAUUCCCGUCAAAGCCAAAAAUCUCCAGCCCUUGAUGUGACCGAAGCUCCUGAUGAGGAAAACCAAUCGGAGGAAAAUCAACAGAAAGAAGUGGAUCCAGAUCGCCUGUCUCAAAAAAGCGAUGAUGAGUCACGAUCCCAGAAAUCGGCUGACCGACGCAAACGCGAGGAAGAACUAGCGCGCCGAGAAGCUGAGCUGGCCAAGAGAGAGGAGCAAUUGAAGGAAAAGGAAGAGGAACUGGACCACAAGCUCAAGGAAAAGGAAGAGGAAUUCAAACGGAAACACGACGAGAUGACUGAACGGAUCGAGAAAAAAUACCAGGAAAAGGAGCAAAAGUAUGCCGGCAGUCAAGAUGGGGGCGAGGAGGAGCUCAAGAAAAACUUGGAGGCUCGAGCCGCACUGUUAGAUCGGAAAGAGCGAGAAUUGAAAGAGAAAGAAGAAGCCGAGAGCAAGAGACAAUACACUUUUGGCAUUCUCAUUGAUUCAAAAAGAGAGCAAUUGGAUGAGGAGAGGAAAAAAUUAGACGAAGACCGACAGAAACUAGAAGACGACCGUGCUCGAUUGGAAGACUCUGAAGAUUCGGCCUAUGGUAGCAGAGAUAGGCGAAGACGCGGCGGGAAAAGUCGAGGCCGAGGAAGCGAUGAAGAUGACCACGACCAUGAUGACUUUGAAGAGUUUUCUGACUCCAAUGACGAAGAUAUGCAUCGCCGCGAGAGGAGAAACCCUCGUCAUCCUGAGGUUGGACGUGCUCGAGCUCCAGAUCUUGAGAACAUAAAGUCCAAAGUGGGGAGUAAGAGGAACAAAGGGCGUCGAGAUGACAAGGAGAGAGAUAAAAAGAAGGACCGAAAUCGUGGCGGGGGUAUCAAAAUAUUUGAUGACAAAGCUUAUCUCAAGGCCGUCAAGAAAACCAGAAGAGAUCGGAGUAGUUCCCGCAAUACCAGGCACCGGAGUCGCGAUGACCGUGAUGAUCACGAUGAUAGGGAUGAGAGCAGACGUCGCCGAGACCGACACAGAGAUGAUGAAGAUCGCAACCGACAAGACACCCAUGGGUCGCGAGGGGAAAGUGGUCCCAAUGGCGAGCGGCCAAGAUCACUUCAUAUGCAAAGAGUAGACGACGACGUCCGGGCUUAGGAAUUAUCAUUUCAUUGCAAUUUAACUAUGCUCAAAACUACAAGUGUGAUACUCUAGCAAUCUUACAAAUCAAUAUUUUCCUAUUUACAUGAUUGAUGCAUGUAAUCAUUAGCUCUCAAAUUAGAAUUCAGUUUGUUCUGCAAUAAAAUAUACACUUUUAGACAAAAUG
Messenger RNA from Tigriopus californicus, 1729 nucleotides. RefSeq lists its product as uncharacterized. The transcript has 8 exons. Bases 7 to 1560 code for a protein of 517 amino acids. Lineage: Eukaryota; Metazoa; Arthropoda; Copepoda; Harpacticoida; Harpacticidae. The record is from RefSeq and is a predicted model, not a curated record.